CCGCGAUGUUAUUCAUAGCAUAUCUCAACUUCCUGGCCCUGGCUCUGCCAUCCAGACAAGUCGUCGCCAGCCCAGUUGCAAGCAAUGCUUCCACGCCAGUCAAUGUCACGACCUGCAAUGGGCAGACGUACAUGUACGAAGAGCUCGCCGGUUAUGGUAAGUUGGCCAGCGACGCACGUGACAAGUUCGGUGACACGAUUGGCGGAAUUGGAAGUGCCAUCGCGGUCGACAAGACGACUUGGAAAAAGGUCGGCACAAAGGCAUACCAGGGCAUCGUAUACGGACUUCCAGACCGUGGUUGGAACACACAGGGCACACAGAACACGCAGAGCAGGAUCCACAAGUUCAGCUUCAACUUCACAAUUGUAGACAACGCGACAGUAGCAAACCCAGCGGCGCCAAACUUCAAACUCACCUACCUGGACACGCUACUCCUCACGGGUCCAGACGGCACGCCGUUGACAGGCCUUGAUCCCACGGGCAAUGUGUCGUACCCAGGAUUUCCGAGUCUGCCUCUGGCUACAUACACUGGCAACGGCUUCGGCCAGAAUGGCACAGGAGGUUCACGCAUCGCCCUCGACACUGAAGGCCUCGUGCUCGGCGCCGGAGGCACAUACUGGAUCAGCGACGAGUACGCCCCCUACAUCUACCAGUUCUCACCUACAGGCCAGAUGCUACAAGCAAUCCGUACUCCACCAGCACUCAUCCCCUUGCGCAACAACACACAAAGCUUCAGCGCCGCCUCGCCGCCAAUCUACGACCCGACUCUCACCAUCUCGCCCGAAGAUCCAGACUCAGGCCGCGCCAACAACCAAGGCUUGGAAGCCCUAACUGCCAGCCCUAACGGCACCUUCCUGUACACGAUGCUGCAGAGCGCCACCAUACAAGACGGCGGCAGCAAGUCCUCAACCCGCCGCUACACACGCCUUCUGCAAUACCGCAUCGACGGCCCAUCCCCCGUCUACGAAGCCGAAUACGUCGUCCCCCUCCCGCUCCUCUCGACAGGAAAAGUCGCUGGCCAGUCCGACAUGCACUACAUAUCCCCCACGCAGUUCCUCGUCCUAGCCCGCGACUCGAAUGCCGGACACGGUGCCGCUUCGUCCAUGUCGAUGUACCGCAACGCAGAUAUCAUCGACAUCUCGGCGGCGACGAACGUCAAGGGCGCCGCGGCGGAUGCGGCUACUGGACAGAUCGCGAGCCGUAAGGGCGUGCUGAACUCUGGCAUCGUGCCUGCGACGUACUGCCCUUGGUUGGACUACAACGUCAACGCGCAGUUGAACCGGUUUGGGGUGCACAACGGCGGUGCGCAGGAUGCGGCACUGCUGAAUGAGAAGUGGGAGAGCUUUGCCUUGUUGCCCAUCGAGGGGGACGAGUACUAUCUCUUAUCAUUUUCGGAUAACGAUUUUAUCACGCAGAAUGGGUAUAUCAAUUUUGGUGCUUUUCAGUACAAAGACGCUUCGGGGUAUGAUCUGGAUUCGCAGGUCUUGAAAAGUCUCUCCCAAGGCCUACCAAAUCAAUAA
Dothidotthia symphoricarpi CBS 119687 is the source of this 1520-nucleotide messenger RNA. RefSeq lists its product as uncharacterized. Bases 6 to 1520 code for a protein of 504 amino acids. The record is from RefSeq and is a predicted model, not a curated record. The transcript has 4 exons. NCBI's taxonomy places the organism in Eukaryota, Fungi, Ascomycota, Dothideomycetes, Pleosporales, Dothidotthiaceae.